Molecule: messenger RNA, 1111 nt
Organism: Argentina anserina (silverweed cinquefoil)
Lineage: Eukaryota; Viridiplantae; Streptophyta; Magnoliopsida; Rosales; Rosaceae
Exons: 3
Coding region: 1-912 (303 amino acids)
Source: RefSeq, a predicted model, not a curated record
AUGUCUCUCAAAGAGGUGUUGUUUUUGGACGACGAUGAUGAUACAGCCAUCUGGGGAUUCCCCAGCUUGCUUUCAGGGUGUCCUGUCAUCGAGCAUUUGUCGAUUGAUACAUGUAAACUAGGCUACUCUACCUGGCGGCUUGAAAUUUCAAGUGACAGUCUGAAAUCCUUGAAAAUCAUGCAUUGUCAUUCUUCCGAUAUCUACGUUACUGCCAAGAGUCUAGAGGCUUUUACAUACUAUUCAGAUUGUACUUGUCGUUACCAUAAGAAAAUGUACUUGUGGGAAUGUGACAGCUUGAACCACUUGGACAUCUUUUGUAAAGGGCUGAAACUGCUUCUUAUGCAUAAUUGCCUAGAAACUAUGGAGAAUUCGUUUUGCACUCCAAAUCUGGAUGCUUUUGAGUAUAGUGGAUAUCUGAAGACCAAGGUCCGUUUUGUGGAAGCUCCGUUGAAUUUUGUAAAGGCUACAAUACGAGUUUGGGAGACGGAAUGGCCCACAAAAUUUUAUUCUGCUAUGAGAGAUUUUCUUGAAAGUUUCGAUUGCUCUAAAAGAGUGAAGAUACACAUUACAGAGCCAGAGGGUGUGUUAAUACCUGAAAAUCGCAGAGCGGAAUGGACUCCCCCAUUACCUGGUAUCAAGCAGCUGCAGCUAUACUUUCCUGCUCCAGUGGGGGACAUUGAGUAUUGUAUGAGACCUUCACUGAUUUGGAUGGCACCAUCUGCUGAAAUUCUACCAUUUCUAAUUCACGAUGACGAUGAUGAAUAUGAUACUUAUGACGAUGAUGAUGAUGAUGACAAUGUUGCUGAUGUGGAUAAUGACAAUGAUGAUGACUUUGGCGAUAAUGCUGAUAAUAUUGCUGACGAGGAUAAUGACAUUAAUUACAUCGACAAUGUCGAUGAGGACCACGACUAAAUUAAUAUGGGUAAAGGGCAAUUAAGAGUUCAAGUUCCAGUCUUUGUCCUUGGACUUCAUCCAUUGCAAAGCUCAGCAAAUUGAAGUUUAUUCUCUGAUCUCAGUUUUUUGCAGACCAUUGUGUAAUGGUAGUGGAGGGGGAGCAGCAGUGUGGCAUAUUAUUGAAGAUGGAAGGUAACUCGGGUUUUUGAUUUGGGGU